AGAAUGACCGAGGCUGCUGUCGGUAGCACUUAUUCUGAUAACGAAAAGGUACCUUUAUUUGCCGAAUAUCCUACCUAUACUGUACCUGGCGUGAUGACUACUAAAGAACCAUUGGAGUUAAGUGGAUCAAAUGGACAGAAGGUAGAAAACAGUAUGGAAUCGCCUAAACCGGGAAAAGUAACCGGAACAUUGGCCCUGGCUUGUGCUGCAGCAGUAUGCGGGUCAUCGCUUCAAUUUGGAUACAACACUGGUGUUAUCAAUGCACCCCAGAAUGUGAUUGAAUCAUUCAUCAAUGAGACCAACUUCAAACGUAGUGGUGAGGCAAUGAGCCAAGACAGGGUGACUUUCAUCUGGUCAACAGCGGUAGCCAUCUUUGCUGUAGGGGGCAUGGUGGGAUCGCUAUCGGCUGGAUUCUUUGCAAACUACCUUGGGAGAAAGAAAAGCAUGCUGGCGAACAACCUAAUUGCUUUCGUGGGAGCAGCUCUCAUGGGCUUUUCCAAGAUGGCCGCUUCGUAUGAGAUGCUCAUCAUUGGAAGAUUAAUCAUUGGUAUCAAUUGUGGACUCAACACUGGCUUUGUCCCAUUGUAUCUGUCUGAGAUUGCUCCCUUCAAUCUCAGAGGAGGGAUAGGUGUUCUUAAUCAAGUGGGGGUGGCUAGUGGUAUCCUCAUCUCACAAGUCUUUGGUCUCCCAGUGGUCCUAGGUACUGAUAAAUGGUGGCCAUUGCUGCUGGGUCUUACUGCCGUACCUGCUGUCUAUCAGCUGAUAGUUCUUCCAUUCUGUCCCGAGAGCCCUCGUUAUCUCCUCAUCACCAAGAAUGAAGAGGAAGAAAGUAGAAAGAGCCUGGAAUGGUUGCGCCGGGAUACUGACGUAGCAGCAGAUAUGGCUGAAAUGAGACGAGAGUAUGAGGAGGAAACUAGGGAAAGAAGAAUAACAAUUCUAGAACUUCUAAAGAAAGGAUCACUGCGAAGGCCCCUUGUCAUCAGCAUUGUUAUGCAGCUAUCUCAGCAAUUGUCAGGAAUCAAUGCUGUUUUGUACUACUCAACUUCUAUUUUCAUCUCAGCAGGAGUAGCAGAAGACACCGCACCCUAUGUAACCCUUAGCACUGGAGGAACUAUUGCACUGAUGGCCCUAGUCACAGUACCUUUGAUGGACCAUGCUGGUAGGAAGACCCUUCACAUGGUUGGUCUAGGUCUUAUGUUCAUCUGGGCUAUAGUCCUAACUAUCUUCCUCAACCUUCAGUCUGUGUGGGACGGUUCUUCCUAUAUCAGUAUCAUCUCUGUCAUGCUAUUUGUUGUUGGCUUUGGCCUUGGUCCUGCAUCGAUUCCUUGGCUAUUAGUGGCUGAGCUUUUCUCUCAAGGACCACGUCCAGCAGCGGUCAGUUUGGCCUUCAUGACCAACUGGAUGGCUAAUUUUAUUGUUGGACUCCUUUUCCCUCUCAUGCAGGAUGGCCUUGGUUAUUACGUCUUUCUAAUCUUUGCUGGCUUGCUGGCAGUCUUCUUCUUCUUCACCUGGAAGUUUGUCCCUGAGACAAAAAAUAAGAGUUUUGAGGAAAUCAGCGCGCUCUUCAAGUCAAGCAAGCGAGACUAUGAGUCGAACGGCACGAAGACUGUUUAUGAACAGGACGAUCUCCUUGCACAGAACAAACUCUGACAUCUGCCAACUUUUCAUCUACAGUAUUAUAUACCCGCAUGUUUGCUCAUCAUGGUGUAUAUCUUUGACCAUUAUCAAUCAAUCCAUCCAGCCGCAGAUGUACCUCUAUUCCUUGUCAUUUUUAUGUGACCAUCUCCGUGGAUGGUCAAACAAAUUUUCUCCCCUUUAAUGUUGGUUUGUCAUGUAUAUACAUACAUUCACCUUUUAUUCCCGAACAUGCAGAGGAACAGAGAAACAUACACGUUCAUGAUGAAAAUUGAGGACACGGUUUUCAGAAAACUAUUUUCCAAAAUAACCAAAGACUUUUGUGGCAUUAGGAGUCUUGUCCGAGGAUCAUUAUAAUAUUUUACAACACAACCAUGGACAUACAUGUACAUGUAUCUUUAAGAAUUAAGGAUUUUAUAAAGGAAAAUGAAAAUCAAUGAAAAAGAUGAAAAUGUACCUGUAUAUGCAAGAGAAUCUAAUUUGGGUCCAUAUGCAAUGGGUCGGCGUGCCAGGGACAUCCUUAGUUUAUUGUACUUGGAUGUCCUCGGUUCAAAUGUGACAGUUUGGAUGUGUGUCCUCAUUUGCCAGAAUGGGUACAUGUACACAUAUUAAAAUGAGUCUUGCAAUAGAUGAACUGCAAAACUGUGCUUUAUAAUAUACUGAAACUGAAGUGAUGCAGACAGAAAGUUAUAGAAUUUGUUUUGACCAUGCAAGUGUUUCACCAGAUCUUAUGGAUUGACGUCAUUGCUCCGCCAUCUUAAAGGCAAAAGCCAUUGCCUUGCAUACAUUGGUGAUCUACAGCGGGUGCAUCUCUGUCAACUCUGUUUACGCGUAUUCCUUUAUCCUUUCUGGGAGGGUGCUAUGAGAUGUGACGUCAUUUGCAUAAGGUAUAUGAAGAGAGGCGAAAUAAUACACCAUUUUCAUGAAACUAGAUUUGUGUGAUGUAGAAUGGUAAUUUUGAGAAUUUUUUUUUGAAGUGAUUUACCAGAAAUGAUAAGCUGGAAUAUUCUCAUGAGAUGUAAGAUAAUUAAUUUUAAUACUAGCCCUAUGUCUAACAACUCAAUUUUUGUAUUGCGUAUCGAGUACACUGCCAUCUUGUCAAUGUUGUUGGCCUAUCCACUCAUGUUUCAUUUCAUUAUUAAAAUAAUUGUACUGAAUAAGUGCACUGGAAUAGUUCAUCAUUUUACUACUGAAUGAUGAUAGAAUUCACUCUAUUUUUACAAUUAAUCAUUAAUACAGAUGGUAUUGCAUAAUGUACAAUACAUGAUAUUGCAAUGCCCCCCCCCAAAAAAAAAAAAAAUACAUAAAACAAUAAACCAACAUCUAUACAAUACUUAUUCACAAACAGACAAGAGAAAGAGUAUUAUGUAAAUGUGGGGGAUGAUUUAAAAAGUUAAAAAUUUACAACAUAAAUCACAUUAAACAAUACACAAACUGCUGAUGAAACAUAUCCAUUUGAUUAUGGAUGGAGUGUACAAGCCAAUUUGAUUUGGGUUUUAUACACCGAUCACAUGAAUUGAGGUUCUUUACUUCAGAAAUAUGUUGAGGAAGGAAUGUAAUGAAUUAUUGCAUGCAAUGUUUGCAUGUUUUCAAUGCAAAUAUGGAUGUACAUGUAUUUAUAAUUCAAAAUGUUCAGGUUGUUGCUUUCCACGCUUAGAGCAUGGGAAAGGAAACAUCUUUUGGGACCUGUUGCACAAAAGCUACUAUUGAUAGUACUUUCACAUCGAUAGAUAAGAAUGCAUUACAAUCAAUCACAAUAAAGGUUGCCAUACAUGGUAAAGUAAGCAUAACUUUAAAAAGUUUCAUGUAAUUUGGUCAAGGUCUUAAGUUUGAAUGAAAAUCACUAGCGCACUGUGUAUGUGGCCGUGUGUAUAUGGAUAUAGAUUUGUCUAUGUAUUUUUUUAUUUUCUUGUGUACUUGCUCUGUGUACUUUUGUGUAGUAUUACACAUGGGCGAUGUUUCAUAUAAAUGUUUUUUUCAAGUGACACGUUUCGUAACAAAUCACUGGAAUUAGCCCAAUGAAUUAGAUUUUGAAAUUGAUUUUAAGAGCAUUUUUAGAUAUUAAAUUUGCUGAAAUUGGUGAAUAUUCUUCCUUUAAAGUUGACAUUACUUUGUUUUACUCUUUGAAAAAUUGUUUACAUUCCCUAAAAGAAAUAGUACAAAGUAAAAACAAGCUUGUGCGAAAUAAUCCAGAGUUCUUUUGAAAAUUCUUGACAUCAUUAAAUAUGAAAAAUGAAGUCACAUGAUAUGAGUCAUGACAUCACAACAGAAUGAUUAUUAUGUCACAAGUUUGUUCUCCAAAUUUUUGACCCUCAUUUUUUUUUCACUUGAAGCCUGUAAUGUGUGUGUGUGGAUUUUUUUUAAUAGCUACUCCAUCAAAUCUGAAUAAUGCUGAGCUCUAUUGCAGUAUAUCAGAAAAAAAUCUUUGUGAAACACCCUUGGUAUAUGGACAGUCUGAAAUAAUAUUUGUUAAACACCCCUCCCUCUUUUCUGGACAACCUGAACAAAUUUGUGGAACGUCCCUCCCCAAUGUAUCUAAUGAUGGUUCACCCCAAGUUAUACAUUAAAAAUUUAAAAUGUUAUUUUUAUUAUCAAUAAUGUAAUCCUUUCUUUCCCCUGUGAUUUCUCAUUUGCUGGAUGUAUUAAGAUUGAUUUAAUUAUCUUUUUACAUACUUGGAGUGUAUUCUUUACAUAUAUUCCACAGGCAUCUACAUCUAUGAAUUACAUGGAGGAUACGCCUAUGUUGCCUUGAUGAUGAAUGCAACACACAUACAACACUACAUUAAUUCUUGUAAUGGUUAUUUACAUGAAAUUCUCCUCUGAUCUAUAGUUAUCCUAAAACUAAUUUUAGAUAGUUUGUAUUGUUAAAUCAAACCCUGUAUAUUAUUAUUUAUCAUUUUAAAUGCUUGAAACCUGAACUUGUGCAAUUAUUUUUCUGCGGGAUCAGUAAAAGUUGAUACUGGUUUCUGGAUGAAAGUCCAUAAUUGCAAAAUGUGGGUAUCACAUAUAGUUGAACUAAUUUUUGUAUGCAAGAGGUAAAGGUAUACUGAUAAACUUGCGUUUUUAUGUUUUUGAUAGUGUAGUUGGAUUUAGCAACCAUUUCAGCUACUAGUAUUCUAUUUUGUUUAAUUGAUCAUGUAGUUUGCAUGUUAAGUACUGAGCAGUGCAGUAUGGACCUGUAGUGUAAUCUAAGCUACAUGGGAUUGCUAUGAACUGAUGCAGAGGUUUGAGGCUCGGGCCCUAGUCACGUCUAUUGGAUGGUACUAUU
This is a messenger RNA of Lytechinus variegatus (green sea urchin), 4903 nucleotides long. Its product is annotated as solute carrier family 2, facilitated glucose transporter member 1-like. The record is from RefSeq and is a predicted model, not a curated record. Gene Ontology annotation, cellular component: membrane. Lineage: Eukaryota; Metazoa; Echinodermata; Echinoidea; Temnopleuroida; Toxopneustidae. Gene Ontology annotation, biological process: monosaccharide transmembrane transport. Bases 4 to 1650 code for a protein of 548 amino acids. The transcript has 12 exons. Gene Ontology annotation, molecular function: hexose transmembrane transporter activity.